AAAAUAAAGAUAUAAUAACUCCUACUGAUCAAGAAUUACGUGAACUUCAAGUUGAAGGAUUAUUAAAACAUUUGCAAGAUAAUCAUUCUUUAUGCUUGAAUGAAGUGUGCUGGUAUAAAGACAAUCCGGAAUUAGAAUUAGCUUUACCGAAUUUAAAAAAAUCUACUAUAAGAAAAAUAGAUGAAUUUUGUAAUUUUCUUAAAUCAAUAUUUCGUUUAUCAGCAACUAUUAUUUACAAUAAUGAUGGUUUAACUCAAAUGUUAAUUCAAGUUUGUGAUUUUUGUAGAGCUAAGAGUUUUUCUGAACAAGAUUUAAAAAAUAUUGAAAAGAUGGCAAAAGAUAGAAAUAGCCAAAAAUUAUGUAAAAGAGAACAAAUUGAAAGCCGUAAUAAAAAAAGAACUAUUGAAUAUAAAACCAAACGUGAUGAUCUUUAG
Molecule: messenger RNA, 434 nt
Organism: Racocetra fulgida
Lineage: Eukaryota; Fungi; Glomeromycota; Glomeromycetes; Diversisporales; Gigasporaceae
Source: the annotation of a GenBank genome assembly